AUGCGCAAAUUCAACAGCCCCUUACCUCAGCCCCUGCCAAAGGAAUGUACCAAAGCUGCAAAGAUUUUCCGCUCUUUCGUGGAUAGCAGAAACAAUGGACUCGAUGGAGUCAUCCCCCGCAACAUCCUGGCUGAGGCGAAAGGCUUUGCCAUUUUCACUAUCUUCAAGGCGGGAUUCAUCUUUUCUGCAAGAGCAGGCAGCGGAGUCGUCAUUGCGAAACGUGAUGACGGAUCCUGGUCAGCACCCAGUGCCAUUGGAACUGGAGGGUUGGGAGUGGGAACACAGGCCGGUGCUGAAGUGACAGACUUCUUGGUCGUUUUGAACUCUCGAUCCGCAGUCAGCUCAUUCAUGUCGGCAGGAUCGUUAACGUUUGGGGGAAAUAUGAGCAUCGCCCUGGGUCCCCUGGGCCGCAAUGGGGAAGCCUCCGGUGCUGUUAAUACGAAGGGGAAAAUGGCUGCAAUGUGGGCACAUCACCGAGUACCCUUGUACAGCUAUUCUAAAACCCGUGGAUUAUUCGGUGGUGUCUCUUUGGAAGGAUCGGUCAUCGUCGAGCGCCAAGAUGCCAACGCACUCGCUUACAACUCUCCUGUUACCGCCAGGAUGCUUCUUGGCGGAAUGAUCGACCCACCACCCUGGGCUACCCCACUGAUACAGGCCCUUGAUGCCUGCACCAGGUUUCCAGGAUCUCGCGAUUGGAUCGAGGAGCACAAUCGCCACACAGACCAACCCUACGUCUUUGGAACGAAUGCGGGAUUAACUCCUACCUUGUCGAGGGCACCAUCUUCCUCUUCUUCGUUCUUCAGUAAGAGAAAGAAGGCCGAAUUCCCACCUACGCAUUGGAUAGCACCACCCGAGGAAGAACAGUCAUCUUCGAACAGCGGGAUGACUGAUCCCAGUUCAGCACGAGCGAGCUUUAAGCAGCAAUUCGAGUCCGAUUUUGACCCAUUUCCUUCAACGUCACGAGGCAGCCGGGUUUCACGGCCUCCUUCAUCGACGAACCCGUUUGCAUCGCCGUCGAGCAGCAGCUCUCAUAUCCGUUCCAAUUCUCUGUACAUGCCAGCCACGACCUCAAACCAACAGGAUUCAUGGGACACACAGGAUGACGUAUUUUCUAUGAAUCGCUCGAAAUCUUUUGCACAUCGCCCCCUUCGGAGUAAGCCAGAGCUCAGCAGACCAUUAACGCCAAACGAGGGUGUAGCCCGCGCUAUAGCUUUGUUUGACUUCGAUGCUGUCGAGGCAGUAACCAAGAUGACCGAUAUGGUUGAUGACUGGUAUUAUUCUGUUAUCCUCCCUGUAGUCAUGAGACUGAAUCAAGCUAUUAGGUGGACUGGGAAGCUCAACGGCCGUCAGGGAAUAUUCCCUGCAAAUUUCGUGGAAUUGGCAUGA
Molecule: messenger RNA, 1386 nt
Organism: Coprinopsis cinerea okayama7#130
Lineage: Eukaryota; Fungi; Basidiomycota; Agaricomycetes; Agaricales; Psathyrellaceae
Product: SH3 domain-containing protein
Exons: 7
Coding region: 1-1386 (461 amino acids)
Biological process (GO): actin cortical patch localization; actin filament bundle assembly
Cellular component (GO): actin cortical patch
Molecular function (GO): phosphatidylinositol binding; actin filament binding
Source: RefSeq, a predicted model, not a curated record